This is a messenger RNA of Aspergillus alliaceus, 7426 nucleotides long. RefSeq lists its product as uncharacterized. Lineage: Eukaryota; Fungi; Ascomycota; Eurotiomycetes; Eurotiales; Aspergillaceae. Gene Ontology annotation, cellular component: cytoplasm. Gene Ontology annotation, molecular function: catalytic activity; phosphopantetheine binding. The coding region runs from base 49 to 7317 and encodes 2422 amino acids. The record is from RefSeq and is a predicted model, not a curated record. Gene Ontology annotation, biological process: amino acid activation for nonribosomal peptide biosynthetic process; secondary metabolite biosynthetic process. The transcript has 2 exons.
GAUUAUAGUUGGCAAAAUAUACAUCAAGAAUCCAGAACUAAUUUCACGAUGGGUUCCUACAACGCCAACGACGACAGUCUAGAAACCAACCCUACUCUCUUCCCAGCAUCUAUUGAUACUGUAUCACAGCGAGUGUCCAAUCUCGUGGAAAUAGAGACCAAGUUUGCCCUUGAUGAAUUCAGGAACCUUCUGCCCAAUGCCAGCUUGGACCGAUUCCUGCAAACGGUAUGGAGCAUCGUGCUCCAUCGAUUCUCUGGCAGCAGUCCUUUGCUAUUUGCAUGUAGCGCACCCGAGCACUACCAAUCGUCCCGGAAGCCUGUUCCUCAGUCUGAGAUGUAUGUUUGCAAGGUAUUUCUAGAUGAGGAGACUUCUGUUGGAAAUCUCGUCACAGAUGGAGGAUCUAUUGUGCGAUGCUCCGUUGACACAGUAGGGCGAGACCUCUAUAACUCUAGUGUUCUAAUUCAACACGGGUUUGGCUUGACGAGAGAUAAAUCGAGUCUUGAUAGUGAUCCCAUCACUCCAAUUCUAAAAACCAGAGAGGAAUUCGACGUCGCUCUUAUCGCGGUAGUACAUAAAACCACCGUUCAACUGCUUGUGCAUCACCAACUCUCCCAUACUUCCGAGGUGCAGGCCAGGAACUUGACAAGCAAUGUUGAGCAGGUGGUCCAGAGCAUGAUCAAGGGUCCUUUACACCAGAAGGUCAUUGAGAUGGAUAUGUUCAGCGACCGGAACCGGGCUGAUAUCACCAGCUGGUAUAAUCCUCAUCUGGGACGGAGAGCUUUCGUCUCUGUGGCGGAACAGAUUCAUCGACGAAGCGUCGAAGACCCAUGUUCACCCGCGGUGGUAUCCUGGGAUGGCACCGUUUCCUACGGGGAGCUUGAGCGAUUGUCAUCAAAUGUAGCCAAAAAUUUGAUCUCGAGGGGUGUUGGCCCCGGUAGUUUCGUUGGGCUGUGUUUCGAGAAAUCUAAAUGGGCAAUUGUCGCUUUGGUGGCUAUACAUAAGACAGGGGCUGCGUUUGUUCCGUUGGAUCUCUCGUAUCCAUUACGGCGCAUGGAGGCGAUCAUGCGCCAGGUCAGGGCUACAUUUAUUUUGACCUCGGCCAGUUCCAGAGACAAACUGGCCCAGACCGUGGAGCAAGUCAUUAUAGUAGAUGAGUCGCUAGCCCUAUCGCAGCCAGAUGUGCCUUUUCCAGAGAUUGCCCCGACCGAUCCGGCGUACGUUCUCUUCACGUCCGGAAGUACCGGGGCUCCCAAGGGCUGUGUAAUGGAUCAGGACGCCUUUUCUACCGUUGAUAUCCACGGCGAGACCCUAAAAAUCGAUCGAGGACGCCGGGUACUUCAAUUUGCCUCUUUGAGUUUUGGCGUCUCCUUGAUUGAAAUAUGGUGCACCCUGGUUAAGGGAGGGACAGUGUGUGUUCCAUCAGAUGAGAGUCGCCUAAAUGGCCUUACCGACGUGAUGGAAACGCUCCAGGUCAGUUGGGCAAUACUCACACCCUCACUCGCUAGCACGAUCGACCCAACUAAGUUGAGCAAACUUGAAAUUCUAGCACUUGCUGGUGAACUUGCGGGCAAGAGUCAAGCUGCGUCAUGGCUCAAUAGUAGGGUCCAUGUCAUGCAAGCCCAUGGGCUGACGGAAUGGUGCGGCAUCUGCUGUGUUAAUCCGCAAGUUCGCUCAGUCGACACAUUGAGGACGAUUGGUCGGCCCUCCAACGCGAAUGUGUGGGUUGCAGAUCCUGAAGAUUAUCAACGACCGGCGCCGGUGGGUGCUGCUGGAGAGUUACUGCUUCAAGGGCCCAGUCUCGCCCAGGGGUAUUUCGAUAACCCAUCCGUCACGGAAAUGGCCUUCAAAUCUACGCCAGAAUGGGUACGACAAAUAUCUGGCCAGAGAGGGCGAGUGUAUAGGACAGGAGACCUGGUUCAGUACAACCCUGAUGGAACCUUGCAGUAUGUUGGGCGGAAAGGCGUGCAGGUCAAGAUUCGGGGCCAACGGGUAGAGCUGGGCGAAGUCGAGUAUCAGGUCAAGCAGUGCUUUCCUACGAAGGUUUCGAAAGUCAUAGCAGAGGUUGUUACCCUCCAGGGCAAGCCAUAUCCUCAUUUGCUGGCAUUCAUCGUGCCAGAGCGUCCAUUAACAGAACGCCAACGAAAAGGCAGCUCCUUGUUUGAGGAACCAUCCGAUAAUUUCCUCCAUCAUGCUAAACAGGCAGACUCGAACCUAAGAAACAUUCUGCCUCCGUAUAUGUUGCCAGAGUCUUUUAUCCCGCUGUCUGACGUACCCCUGACUGUAAGCGGCAAAACAGACCGUCGAACCCUUCGUGAGUGCGCAUCAUCGCUUGAUAUGGCAGUGUUCGAUUUCAACCGGUUUCUACAAUCAAAUUCAAAGCAGAGUAGUACGAAACCAAAAACAUCGAUAGAGAGUCAGCUGCAGCAGAUAUUUGCCCAGGUACUCAAGGCCGAGGAAAGUACCGUCGGCAUCGAUGACAAUUUCUUCCAUCUUGGGGGUGACUCCAUUGCUGCAAUGCAGGUUGUAUCCAAAUGUCGGCAUGCAGGUAUUUCCUUGACGGUCCAGGAUAUCUUUCACUGCAUGACCGUGUCUUCCCUUGCGGCGAAACUGGGUCCAAUAGAACCUGACCCGCUUCCCAGCAACGGUAAGGUGGACUUAGGACAGCCCCAGUGGGAGCACAUGGUGGAUCCGUCAUCACUACCCGUUCCUCUGGAUAAGGUUGAUACAGCUUUCUCCUGCUCACCAAUGCAGCAAGGCAUGCUGUUGAGCCGUGCUAGAGAGACGGGUAGCUAUCAGGUGCGCACGGUGUGGAAACUGAAGACAAGGUCAAGCGUCGAGGUUAUUCAGUUAGACCGGCUGAAAAUGGCAUGGCAAGCUGUGGUGAAGCGCCACCCAAUGCUACGGGCUAUCGUAGUGGAAAAUUCCUCGGAUAAUGGGUGUUAUUUCUACAACGUUGUCUUGAAGGAGACUCCUUCAAUAAACGUUGUGCAGCAGGAUGGCAGCGAGAUAACCAUUAGUAGGAUCAUCAAGAACCAGUGGAGGGAUUAUAAGGAGACUGAGCCACAAGUUCAGCUCACACUCUUUGUUCAAUCAUCGAUGGAUACUAUUUUCUGCUUGCUGGAUACAGACCACACCCUGCUCGACGCGGGUUCCAUGAGAAUCAUCAUGCGAGACUUGGUUUCAGCAUAUUGCAAAACGCUGCAACCAGGGCCCUGUUACAGCUUUCAGAAAUAUACGCAGUACCUGAAAACAAUCUCGCAACAGCCGUCCCUUGCAUAUUGGAAGGAGUACCUUAAAGCUGCUGAGCCGUGCUUGUUUCCCGCGCUGGAAGGUGAGCCUGCGCGUCUCAAUAAGGGGAAGCAACUCAAAAUGCAGAAUAUAGUCUUUGAAGAUGCCCAGAUGAAAACACUUCACUCGUUCUGUCAGUCGACCGGCACUACCCUGUCCAACAUCCUCCAGGUAGCAUGGGGAGUUGUACUGUGUGCGUACACAGGCUUCAGCAAUGUUUGCUUUGGCUCUUUGACCGCAGGUCGCGAUGUUCCCGUCACCGAUAUUGACGAAGCCGUUGGACCCUUUAUCACCAUGCUCAUCACCCGUGUUGAUCUGACCCAGGAUAAUCGCCCAGUUAAACAGAUUCUGCAGCAAAACCGGCAGGAUUUCGUCCAAGGCCUGUCUUACCAGCACUGUUCUCUAGCGGACAUCUUGCACUCUAGUCAGCUCGGUGACCAGCCCCUCUUCAACACGGUGUUCUCCUUCCGAAGGCCACUGUCCCCAGAAGAAUCUGACAUGUCUCCGUUCACUGUUGAAUGUACCUGGGAACAAAGUCCAACGGAGUAUGACAUCUCAAUUAAUGCCAUUACAUCGGGCUCGAGGAUGACCGUCUUUCUCGAGUACUGGACAACCAUCCUGUCGGACUAUCACGCUGCCAAUGUCUUAGACACGUAUUCCAGAGCUAUCUCUGAGAUCAUCAGCAAGCCGCAUGCCACGGUGGCAGAUCUCAAUCUAUGUACUGAGCGAACCAAACAACAACUUUCCAUCUGGAACUGGCCAGUCUACGAAGUCGACAUGUGUAUGGAUGAACUUAUUCGCACAAAAUGCGCUUCCAGACCUAACUCAACGGCGCUGUGUGCGUGGGACGGGAGUCUAACGUAUUCAGAGCUCUACAGGCUAUCGUCUGCGCUAGCUGAUCAUCUUGUUGAGACUGGGAUCAAACCAGAAAUGUAUGUGGGCUUGUGCUUCGAAAAGUCCAAGUGGGCCACGGUGGCCAUGGUAGCGGUUGUACUGGCCGGAGGAGCGUUUGUGAUGCUCGAUCCUUCGCACCCUCAACUGAGACUGAAAGAAAUUGUACGCGACGCAGGCGCAGCUUGGAUCCUUUCCUCCACAGCCCAGUCCCCACUCAGUCAGAGCCUUACUACCUCGUCUAGUUCUUGUGUAAUUGUAUGUGGGGAAACCCUUGAUCAGCUACUACUACCUGGAUCCAGAGUGUCCUCCGGUAGUAGUAGUAGGAGUAGUGGUGUAUCUGUACAACCCCAUAACGCUCUCUAUGCGGUCUACACGUCCGGUUCCACCGGCAAACCCAAGGGCGUUGUGAUUGAUCAUCGGAUGUUUGUCACUGGCUCCAGAGCGCGACAAGGGGCCCUGUCACUCACUGAUACGGCAAGGGUGUUCCAAUUUUCCUCAUACAGCUUCGACGUCAGCAUUUCAGAUACUCUGCUCUGCUUGGCAACUGGUGCAUGUCUCUGCGUUCCCUCCGAAACGGAACGAAUCAACCACCUGGCCGAAACAAUCAACACGUAUCAGGCCGAUUGGGCAUGCUUGACACCGUCCGUCCUCCGAAUGCUUCAUCCAAAGGCGGUUCCGACUCUGCAAACUAUCAUUGUGGGCGGGGAGCCAUUAUCCAAUGCAGACAUUGCCAUCUGGUCGGGACAGAGUCGUUUAAUUGCCGAAUAUGGUCCUGCGGAGUGCUCCGUGGGGUGCUGCGUCCAGUCCCAGAUCAAUAAGGACUCAGACCCGUCCAACAUAGGGUUUGCCAUGGGAUGUAAAUUGUGGAUUGUGGACAAAGCGAAUCAUGAGAAACUCGCCCCAAUCGGUGCUGCGGGUGAGUUGGUAGUUCAAGGGCCUAUUGUAGGACGCGGGUACUUGAAUAAUCCAGCCCAGACGGCGGAAGUGUUCAUUACCAAGCCCCCACAGUGGUUGAAAGAUCUUCAGUCAUCGGCCAGUGCGUCGCGCCUGUACAAAACAGGGGAUAUUGCACGAUACAGUGCCGAUGGGUCAAUUAAAUAUAUAGGCCGAAAGGAUACGCAAGUCAAGCUUCGGGGUCAGCGAAUUGAGCUGGGAGAUAUUGAGCAGCACGUCAGGGCGUGCUUUGAGCGUGCAAGGCAUGUUUGCGUGGAUAUAAUUACGCCGAAGCAGGCUACUGCUGCCAUGGUCAUCGCCUUUGUGGAGCUGAAUGAUGUUCUUCCCAACAAAGGGGAGAAAAACGGAGAUAUAGAUACAAUUUUCCUGUCUCCUGAUGCCGAAUUUCGUUCAGAGGCAAUUCGCGUCAAAUCCUGCCUGACAAACUCCCUACCUACCUUUAUGAUCCCUUCCACUUUCAUUCCUGUUAGGCGCCUACCAUUAACUUUCUCAGGCAAACUAGACCGACUCAGGCUUCAAAAGAGUGUGAAACAACUCCCCUUUAGUACACUGAUGAACUACAUAUCAAACCAAAGGGAAAUACAGCUCCCUGCAACACCUGCGCAACAGAGCCUGCAGGAAUUGGUUGCCAGCGUUCUUGGUGUUAGCCUUGAUAUUGUAAGCAUGGCGAACAAUUUCCUUGGACUGGGGGGUGAUUCUAGCACAGCAAUGAAGCUAGUGAGUGCUGCAAGGCAGGCAAGGCUCUUCUUCACGGUUCGAGAUGUCUUCCUAUGUCCCAAUUUGGAAAGCCUGGCGCACAAAGGCAGCCAUCAUGACUCGUCACAAACACCAAAAACACAUGAAAGGGCCACGAUUGAUGAGGCAUAUCUGCGCGAGAUAAUUGGGCCUCAAGUUUUCGGCGGGGCGGAUAAUAUUGCUGAGAUUAUGCAUACCACAGACUUCCAGACCGAGUCCAUCCUUUACUGGCCCUGUACCCAUUUUUUCCUAAGCAUGAAAGGUGCUGUGGAUUCGGAACGAUUGAAGGCAGCAUGUCAAGCGCUUUUAGAUCGGCACUCAGCCCUUCGCACGGUCUUUGUCUCACAUCAGCAUGCCUUACUACAGAUAGUUUUGGGUCAUAUCGAUCUCGAUUUUACGCAGAUAUUGUGUUCUGAGGAUCUCACCAGCGCUGCAGAAGAUCUGUGCAGAGCUGAUAAUAUUAUCCCUUUACCCCUUAGCAUUUCUCCUCUGAGAUUUAAACUUCUCUCCUCUUUGCACGGGCAGGAGCACGUUCUGAUUAUAAGAAUGUCUCAUGCACAAUAUGAUGGCUACAGCAUGUCGACCAUUUACCAGGACCUAGCAACCGCAUAUCAGAGAGACACACUCUCAAACCCGUCAUCUGGUUUUUCAACAUAUGUUCGCCACAUCCAGUGCUACAACACUGAUACAUCAUUUGCGAUUUGGCGUGAAAUCCUCAAGGACGCUUCAAUGACCCACAUCCCGCAAAGCACCAAUACUACUAUCCCUUGCACUCACCGUUCAGACGAAAUAAUAGAAAGCCAAGACACUAUCCCUUCUUUCGACCUUCCCACCGGGGUUACAAUGGCCACCCUCUUUAAAGCGGCCUCUGCGUAUGUCUUCAUGCAGCUCACCAGCCAGCAAGACGUCACAUUUGGUCAGGUCGUCAACGGCCGCGGAGUCGAUCUCCCUGGUGUUGAAGGCAUAGUUGGGCCGUGCCUCAACAUCAUCCCCGUGCGAGUCCAGGCAGGCCCCACGCAGACAGUCGCACAGUUUCUCCGCCAAAUUCAUGACCAGCACGUUCAGACCAUGAUUUGUGACACAGUCGGUCUGUCAAAUAUUAUUCGCCAAGCUACCAGUUGGCCAGAAGAUACCCAAUUGGGAAUGCUGUUCCAGCAUCAGAACAUUGACCUAACUCCGCAAUUCUCCUUAGAUCAUGGGAUUGACUGCACGGCACGGGCCUUUUCGCAGCCUUAUCAACGCAGCUACUUGCAUGUGGUGACAGUGCCCCGGAAUGAUAGUAUAUUUGUUUAUGUUUCCUCGCCCGCAGGUCUGAUGUCACAGCAGAGGCUGCAGAAAGUUUUAGAAGGACUAGUUAAGACAGUUCAAUGCUUCGCUGCCCAGCCAGGGCAAGCGAUUGCGGAUUGCAAGGACCUCGGACUGCAUGCAUUGAAUGGAUAUCAAUAAGUUAGCAUUGGUCGUGACUAAACAGAGCUUGGCAGGCCUGUACAGAAUAGUGGUUGGAAGCACAUAAUUGAAUGCCACUGGGAGCUACAGGUUAGUAGCGGUCAUUUUC